UGUGGUUCUUUUUUUCACUCGUUCCGCUAGUUUCGGCCUUUCUCUUGUGACCAACAUCUGAAUUUGGUUGGUCACAAAUUCUGCUGAAUUUGAAUCAAAACUGAAUUUGAACUUCUGGGGCGCACAGAGGAGCAGAAACAUUUUAUUUCUGGAUUUAAACAUGGACCACACGUUGCUCUGUGUGCCGGGCGUAUUGUUUCUCAGUUUUCUCCUCUGCUGUGGAAAGCCUCCAGUUCAUAGGAGAUCUGGAGAUGAGAAUCUGAGGUCAACGGCUCCAAAGCCAGUCCUGACUGUGUCUCCAUCAUGGCCGAGUCCUGGAGCCUCAGUGACUCUGAGCUGUGAGGUUAAACCUCCGUCUGCAGGAUGGAGGUUCUACUGGUAUAAAGCUGUUCCUGAUCUAUCAAAGAAAAACUACAGAUACGAGGUGCUGCCUGAUGCCAUCAAUGGGCCUGCAAAUAACUCCAUCAUCAUUCGUGGACAGAAACACACAGCAGGAUUUGCAUGUAGAGCUGGAAGAGGAAACCCCGAGAAUUUGACUGAUUACAGUGAACCAAAGUUUGUCUGGUCUGCAGAUUCUCAUCCAGCAGCGUCUCUCACAGCGAGUCCUGAGAGAGAGCAACUUUUUACCAUUGAUGCAAUUAAACUGAAUUGUAAAGGAAGCUCUGCUGACUGGAGAGUGAAGAGGCUUACAGACUUAUAUUAUCAGUCAGAUCUAUCAGACUGCUCCAUCUGGGGAACAAUGACUGGAUCCUCAUGUACCUUCAUCAGUCCCCAGUACAGUAGAGGAGUGUACUGGUGUGAGUCUGGAUCAGGAGAGUUCAGUAACGCAGUCAACAUCACUGUAAACACAUUAGAGUCCAUCCUGACUGUGUCUCCAUCUUGGCCGAGUCCUGGAGCCUCAGUGAACCUGAGCUGUGAGGUUAAACCUUCAUCUGCAGGAUGGAGGUUCUACUGGUAUAAAGUUGUUCCUGAUCUACCACAGAAAAACUACAGAUAUGAGCUGCUGCCUGGUAGCAUCAGUGGGACUGUAGAGAACUCCUUCAUUGUUACUGGACAGAAACACACAGCAGGAUUUGCAUGUAGAGCUGGAAGAGGAAACUCAGGGAAUUCCACUUAUCGAAGUGAGCCAAAGUUUAUCUGGUCUGCAGAUCCUCAUCCAGCAGCUUCUCUCUCAGUGAGUCCUGACAGAGAGCAACACUUCACCUCUGAGUCUGUGACUCUGAACUGUGGAGGAAACUCUGCUGAGUGGAGAGUGAUGAUGGUUAGAGGAUUCAGUUUAUCAUCAUACCCUGGAGUAUGCUCCAGGAUAUCGAGACCUGGAUUCUCCUGUACCAUCAGCAGCCAACAGUCCGAUAAAACGGUGUACUGGUGUGAGUCUGGUUCAGGAGAGUUCAGCAACGCCGUCAACAUCACUUUUGCGUAUAGAGGUUUUCUCCUGGUGAGCCCCGUCCAUCCUGUGACUGAAGGAGCUUCUGUUACUCUGGGCUGCAGAAUCACAGGACUAAACCAACUUUCUAAUGUGUUUUUCUAUCAUAAUGACAAACUGAUCCAAAGUGACAGCAGAGGAGAGCUGAAUAUCUCUGCAGUGUCUCAGUCAGAUGAAGGUUUCUACAAGUGUAAAUACUCAGGAAGGGUUUCACCUCAGAGCUGGAUGGCAGUUAAAGCUAAACCUGCAUUAAAACCUGGAAGCUCUUCAUUUCCUGUGAUGUUGGUCGUUGGACCAGUGAUUGGAGUCGUUCUCUUAAUUCUCCUGUUGCUGCUGCGUCGGUUCAGACAGACCAAAGGUUCUGGAAGAGUGGAGACUGCCUACCAGGAUGAUCAGCAGCAGCCAUUGUACUCCUCUCUCCUGCAGGGAGACCUUGGUGUCUACGAAACAAUCAGACAGCCUGGAAACUAUGUAAAUGACGGGGAACUGAGAUGGGACAGGAAAAAAAGGUGUGAAUUUCAUCAGAGUUUUCAGAAGUCCACUGUGAGUCGGGUUCUAUUGUUUCUCAGGGAAAGUACACAGAAAACAACAAGACUCACUUUUAUUGGAAGCAGGUUAGACUCUUGCCACAUAACAUGACGACUGUCAUAUUUAUAGAACUGUUUUGUCAGAAAACAUGUUCUCUAUCCAGUUGAAAAAUGUGUGUAUAUCCCUGCAAUUAAGGAAAAUGGCGUGUGCAGGCGGCUGAACAAGCAGCUUGUGUUUGUGGUGGCAAAGAAAGGAAAUUAUUGGCCAAAACAGGAAAUGUUAGAAACAUAGUUUCCUCAAAAGAAGGAACCACAAGUGCGGAUGUUCUGUGGUUCUUUUUUUCACUCAGUUCGCAGCUUCAGCCUUUCUCUUGUGACAAACAUCUGAACUUCUGGGGCGCACAGAGGAGCAGAAACAUUUUAUUUCUGGAUUUAAACAUGGACCACACGUUGCUCUGUGUGCUGAGCGUAUUGUGUAAGUACAUUACAUUUUCUGUUUGAAUCGUGUUGGUAAAAUCAUCUUUAAAUGUUUGGACGUUAAUCGCCGUGGUCAACAGGCGUUGGUUGGUUUAGUUUCCUGCAGACUGUUUUAACAGAUACAAUUUGUAUUUAGUACCUUCACAGUUUGGGCCUGAUUAUAAAUUCCUUCAUAAUAAGUGUCUGAACAGAAUUUUAGACUUUCAGCAUAUUUAAUAUGUACAGAAAGCCAAGUCAUUGCUUCUAUAAUAAUCAAUGUUUCUGAAGACUGAAUGACGGAUUUUUGUAGGUGUUUUGAAACCAAAAAACUAUUUGAAACGACCAAAACUCAUUGCUCAGUCUUCAUUCAGAUAUAAAAUGUUUAUCAUUUGAAUGAAUUUUUUAAUGAGUCUGAUUCCACUGCCAUCUUGGCUGCAAGUUGACGAGAGGAAAUGAGAACAAACUUGACGUCGAUAUUUUUGACAUCUUCAUCAGAGGAGCUGUAAUCUGAAUGUUCAUCUACAACUUGUAGCUCUGAGACUUGGUCUCCCAAAAUAGUUUCUGCUUCCUCACCUGUUGCACAAUAAACCCUAUUAUGCAACAUAAAUUAUAAAGGUACCUUAUUAGAUACCUUUAUAAUUUAUGGAGGACAGGGAGUAUUGCAGAACUUUGUGGGCGUCCCCAUUUCUGUAAAUAAACAUUAUGAAGCUCUUAAGACACAAAGGUCAUAUAGAGGUCAACCAGGGUCUUAACUCAGAGAGGAAAGUCAACCAUGUGAUGUUGUAAACUAACAUGGUUGGUGUGUGUGUGUGUGUGUGUGUGUUUAACUCACAGUGACUGAUUACUCAGUGCAGUUUUAUUCUUCCACUGAUUCCAGAUAAAUCACUGAACAUUCAAAGACCAGCAGGUCUUCGUCUCUGUGGCAGAAACACAAUCAGAUUCCUGAAACCCUCCGUUUCAUCCACACUGCUGGAUCUGAAAUACAUGUAACAACAUAAAGUUGCAAAAUGUAUUUCAACCUUAUGACAUACCUUUCAUAGGUUAUUACGAAAUACUUGUGCAAAUGCAAAACAUUCUGUAGAAGUACUAGAUACUUCUGCAUUACAUAUUACAUGCUUCUACAUUCUGCAGAAGUAUUAUAUACUUCUGCAGAAUGUUUUGCAGAUGUAUGCAAUACAUUUUAUGUCAUACUUUACUCCGACUUUGUUGGUUUCACAUCUAACAAAAUUUCAUUUUGUGCUUUAGUUCUCAGUUUUCUCCUCUGCUGUGGAAAGCCUCCAGGUAAAAGAUCGUUCUUCUUUUGUCUUUACUCGAGCUGGGAAUCUGGGCUGGUGUUUUGGCCUGUUCCUCCUGACUCACCUGGUGUAACUGAGUCGGGUUUUGUAAGAGAUUCUGUCCUUCCACCUUUUUGUCUGUACAUAACUUGUCUAUGUGGAACCGAGAUCAGAUUUCUGUGACUUCUUUGAAAACAUUGAGUUCAAGGGAAGUCUGAGCUACAAUUCACUUUAUAAAUGACCAUCCGGGUUAUUGUCGAUUGGGAAGACAGUGAGAAAUUAAAAUAUUUAAACGACAUUCAUGCUGAAUACUCCCAGUCCACCAGUCCCCCCUGCAGUAAAACAGACAAAAUGUGAUGCUGCUACCUCUGUGCUUGACAGUUAUUUUGGUAUUUUAACAUCACUGUGGAUUAUGAAAGACUUUUAUCCUCACAAGGGCUUUUUUAAAAAUUCAUUCUAGUUUAAUUUCUGGUGAAAAUGAUCAUAGGUUUCCUAAAUAAAGCAGGAGUGUCCUGGAAAAAUAUCACUAAAAUAUAAUGAUGAUAUAAAGUUUAGCUCCCUCUUCAUGUGCUGAUGAAUGUCAGCGAUAGUCUUUAAAAAUCCAUGUUUCAUUAUAUUCUGUAAUUUUGUACAGUUUUGUGGGGAUCUGGACACGAGAAUCUGCGGUCAGCAGCAUCAAGGUCUGUACUGACUGUGUCUCCAUCAUGGCUGAGUUCUGGAGAAUCAGUGACUCUGAGCUGUGAGGUUAAAGAUUCAUCUGCAGGAUGGAGGUUCUACUGGUAUCAAGCUGUUCCUGAUCCAUCAAAGAAAAACUACAGAUAUGAUUCACUGCCAGGUAGCAUCAGUGGGACUGUAGAGAACUCCUUCAUCAUUCAUGGACAGAAACUGACAGCAGGAUUUGCAUGUAGAGCUGGAAGAGGAAACCCAGAGGAUUUGACUGAUUACAGUGAACCAAAGUUCGUCUGGUCUGCAGAUCCUCAUCCAGCAGCUUCUCUCUCAGUGAGUCCUGACAGAGAGCAACACUUUGCCUCUUUGUUUAUGUCUGUGACUCUGAACUGUGGAGGAAACUCUGCUAAGUGGAGAGUGGUGGAGUUUAGAGAAUCAGGUUCUUCUUCAUUUCUAUGCUCUACCUGGGGGACAAUGAGUGGAUCCUCAUGUACCAUUAACAGUCUCCAGUCCCAUAAAUCAGUGUACUGGUGUGAGUCUGGAUCAGGAGAGUUCAGCAAUGCAGUCAACAUCACUUUUCAAUAUGAAGAUCUUCUCCUGGUGAGCCCCGUCCAUCCUGUGACUGAAGGAGCUUCUGUUACUCUGAGCUGCAGAAUCACAGGACUAAACCAACUUUCUAAUGUGAUUUUCUAUCACAAUGACAAACUGAUCCAAAGUGACAGCAGAGCAGAGCUGAAUAUCUCUGCAGUGUCUCAGUCAGAUGAAGGUUUCUACAAGUGUGAACAUUCAGGAAAAGUUUCAACUCAGAGCUGGAUGGCAGUUAAAGCUAAACCUGCAUUAAAACCUGGAAGCUUUUCAUUUCCUGUGAUGUUGGUCGUUGGACCAGUGAUUGGAGUCGUUCUCUUAAUUCUCCUGUUGCUGCUGCGUCGGUUCAGACAGACCAAAGGUUCUGGAAGAGUGGAGACUGUCUACCAGGAUGAUCAGCAGCAGCCAUUGUACUCCUCUCUCCUGAUGGGAGACCUUGGUGUCUACGAAACAAUCAGACAGCCUGGAAACUACGUAAAUGUUUCAGGUCACGUACGACCAGAUUAUGCUAAUGUCAGCGCCAGGUCAGAUUCAACCUGAAGAUUUUGUCAAGAGGAAUGAAUCAGCAAAAUCUGGAAGUGAUCAGUGUGAACAUUUUCUAUAAAUCAGACAUGUUUUUUACAUAAUUGUGUUGACGUUAUAUUCAGAGAAAUUUGGAGCUUUGAUGCGUCUUGAAAAACUGUCCAUGCAUGUAUUUUCUCUUUAAAAGGUUUUGAGGAUUAGAUGUAGAUGAAAUGUAAGAAGAUUUUAGUUUUACACAUUUUUUAGAUUACCACAAGAUAGAUUAUGUAUAUACUGUAAAUGGUUAAUCAAAACAUCCCGCAUAACUUUAUUUUAUAAUUUUUGAAGCUAGAAUUUUGACGACUGGCUGCUAUUCAUGUUUCUUCUUGUUGAUAAUUCAUGAGUUAUUUGAAGAAUUUGCUAAAAACACAAGAAUCAAACUAGAACUGCAAGCAGUUAUAAUGGUUUCCUUGCCCAACCCACCAGCUUCCAAAAUUAUGGGCAAUUGAAAUUUGCAGCUACAUACAUAGCGAUGCUUAAUUAGGUAUUAUGUCGUAAUUGGGGAAAAUAAAUCCAAAAUCCGUCGCUAUAACUUUUUUUUUUGUUUCUUCUUAGCUUAUAUUAUUCCAAGUUUUAUUGGGCUGCGAGUUAAUCUCAGGGGGUGAGAUUGAUUUUGGUUAAUGCAUUCUUCAUGGCUCUCUGCUGGGAAAAGAAAAAAUCCACCAAACGUUUUUGCACAGUGUUCUGGUAGAACUUUGCCCAUAUCAGUUUUGCUAAAUGGUACAUGCCAUUUUCGCGUUACAAGGACAAGUGUGCAUUUUCUACCAUAGCGCCACCUACAGGUGAAAAUGCCUGAAUGUGUGCAUCUGAGUAGCGGUGUGAUGUAAUAAGUUGUGCGGGGCAGACUGCAGUAUGAGUUUCAGGGGAGAAGAACAUAUAAUAAGAAUAAUGGAAAAAUGGAGAAAAACAAGAGAGUUCCCUGCCUUGCUUUGGCCGUCCGCUCGCUCAGAACCCUAAUAAAGAGAUGUUGACUGAA
Molecule: messenger RNA, 6471 nt
Organism: Xiphophorus maculatus (southern platyfish)
Lineage: Eukaryota; Metazoa; Chordata; Actinopteri; Cyprinodontiformes; Poeciliidae
Product: obscurin-like
Exons: 17
Coding region: 161-2065 (634 amino acids)
Biological process (GO): cell surface receptor signaling pathway
Molecular function (GO): transmembrane signaling receptor activity
Source: RefSeq, a predicted model, not a curated record